AUGGCCACUGCUGCAUCAUCUUCAUCCCUUGAGAAAUCGUACGAACUCCCUGACGGACAGGUCAUCACUGUCGGAAAUGAGCGCUUCCGUUGUCCUGAGGCACUUUUCCAGCCUUCAUUCUUGGGUAUGGAAUCUGCUGGUAUUCAUGAAACCUCCUAUAACUCGAUUAUGAAGUGUGAUAUCGAUAUCCGAAAGGACUUAUAUGCCAACACUGUCCUUUCUGGAGGAACUACCAUGUACCCCGGAAUCGCCGAUCGUAUGCAGAAGGAAAUCACUGCUCUUGCACCUAGCACGAUGAAAAUCAAGAUUAUCGCCCCACCUGAGCGCAAAUACUCUGUCUGGAUUGGAGGCUCUAUCUUGGCUUCACUGUCUACCUUCCAACAGAUGUGGAUCUCUAAGCAAGAAUACGACGAAUCCGGUCCAUCCAUUGUCCAUCGCAAGUGCUUCUAG
This is a messenger RNA of Cylicostephanus goldi, 450 nucleotides long. The record is from the annotation of a GenBank genome assembly. NCBI's taxonomy places the organism in Eukaryota, Metazoa, Nematoda, Chromadorea, Rhabditida, Strongylidae.